UAUCAUUCAGUUUGGAGAAGUAACGUAUAUAUUGCAUGUGUAUAUCUGUGAUAUUUUAAGAAUACUUAAACUGUCAGAUAUCAGUAUUCGUGGAUAUAGAUAAAGGAACCGACGAUACAAUGAGAGACGAUUGGCAAAUUAACUGUUAUUUUGGACAUGUUAAAUGUGACCGCGUGAUCGUUCAUCUUCUCGUGGUCUCGUUCGGCGUGUCCACCUGGAUCGGCGUCAAUGGAAUAUUUAUCGAGCUGCCGCUGCUCGUCGGCGUUGCCCCGGAAGGCUGGAACUUGCCCGCGUACAUAGUAAUAGUGGCCCAAUCCGCGAACGUUGGUCCCGCGAUAUACGCCCUCCUACACAAGAGCAAAUGCCAGCCGAACGAGUCGUCGUGCAUACUGUGCUUACUAUGCUCGCAGGUUUUCGCCAUGGGGCUGCUGAUAUUCUUUUACGACAGAACGAUCGCCAUCGGUGGCGAGAGACACAGCCUGAUCCUGCUGGUCUCGGUGUUCUUCAACGCGCUGGUCGGUUGCUUCAGCUCGGUACUGUUCAUGCCUUACCUUCGCGACUUCGAUGACGUUUAUAUCGUUUCGUAUUUCGUCGGGGAAGGCUUGAGUGGCGUACUGCCGAGCGUAGUGGCGCUGAUACAAGGCGUCAGUGAACACGCGGCGUGCAAUAUCCCUCUUACAAAUACAACGAAAACGACUUCCCUUAAUGCGCCCGACUUGAAGUUCCCCGGGCAAUAUUAUUUCUCGUUUCUGACUCUCGUGCUCGUAUUAUCGCUCGUUGCAUUUAUCGUUCUACGAUAUUCCCCGUUCGUACAGAUCAACAAAAGUUUGCGCAAUCCUAAUUUUCUCAGGCAAACUAAAGUAGACUGUAAGCGACGCGAUGAGUCUGACUUUACCGUCAACGUUUAUCGCAUUGAUAACGUUGACAGCACGUCAGCGAAGAAUGAAAACGAGAUGGCAAACAGUUCCCCGUUUGUCAAGGUGAACAGUUUGUCCUUAUCUAGGAAAAUUUAUUUAUAUAUCCUGAUUGGAGUCUGUUGCUUCUUCAGCAAUGGAUUUUUGCCAAGCAUCCAAUCGUAUUCGUGUCUACCGUAUGGGCAUCUCGCCUAUCAGUUGUCCAUUGUUUGCGCCCAAUUUGUGAACCCGCUAGCAUGCUUCUUGACAGUCUGGGUCAUGGUGUCGGACGUAAAGAUUAUUAAUUGCCUGUCUUUGGUAUGCUUAAUUGCCGGAUGUUACGUUACUUGCGUGGCCCUAUCGUCUCCUACUCCGCCGUUGCAAAAAUCAACGGUCGGGGUAGGAUUGAUCGUUCUAUCCUGGAUCGUUCUGAUGGGUGUCAUAUCGUAUCUGAAACUCGUGAUAGUGUCUCUCCUGAAGCACAUAUCGUCUUCGAAGGCGCUCUUCAACGUAGGUGUAGUUAUGCAAACGGGCUCAGCGAUAGGUGCGAUUAUUUCAUUCGUUUUAAUUAACUUCACCGAUUGUUUCAAGGCGUACAACUCCUGUUCCGCCUGAGGACAAUUACUAAAACUCGGGCCUUUGUAUAAUAAUAAUAGCGCGAGCUAUUUCGAUAUACGAAUUAAAUAAGGGCAAUAAUAAAAAUAAGCGGACAAUAAGGAGCAUAAAUGUCCUUAUAAAAAUAGAGAUAAAUAAUUAAGAACGUGUGUCUUAAUUACAUUAUUAAUUUCAGCAGACUAAAAAUGUAUUGUUCCAGCAGUCUGUGGCAAAAAUAUAACUUAUCCAAGUAGCCCGAGUAUAGUGUGCUUCCUAUAUUAAUUUCAAUAAAGUAUUCCAGAAAUUGUAUUAAAUCUAGAGAAGUUGAAAUGCUAUAUACAUAUAAAAAAUUUGUGCAAUGCAUUUACAAUUUCUAAAUGUGUGUAUCUGUAUAUGUAUUUAAUAUAUAUUUAGCAAAAUAUAAUAUAUUUUAAUAGUGAGAAUGCAUUCACAAUU
Messenger RNA from Temnothorax curvispinosus, 1943 nucleotides. Its product is annotated as solute carrier family 52, riboflavin transporter, member 3-A-like. NCBI's taxonomy places the organism in Eukaryota, Metazoa, Arthropoda, Insecta, Hymenoptera, Formicidae. Gene Ontology annotation, molecular function: riboflavin transmembrane transporter activity. The record is from RefSeq and is a predicted model, not a curated record. The coding region runs from base 120 to 1508 and encodes 462 amino acids. Gene Ontology annotation, cellular component: plasma membrane. The transcript is spliced from 2 exons. Gene Ontology annotation, biological process: riboflavin transport.